Molecule: messenger RNA, 1668 nt
Organism: Lachancea sp. 'fantastica'
Lineage: Eukaryota; Fungi; Ascomycota; Saccharomycetes; Saccharomycetales; Saccharomycetaceae
Source: the annotation of a GenBank genome assembly
AUGUCAUCUCCUCGUGGAAUAAACUUUUUGAACUUCAACCAGACGGGAUCAUGUAUAUCAAUGGGAACGUCUGAAGGGUUUGAGAUCUUCAAUUGUGAUCCGUUUGGGAAGUUCUAUUCGGAUGAAAGUGGAGGAUAUGGAAUAGUGGAGAUGCUAUUCUCGACGUCGCUGCUGGCAGUUGUCGGGGUUGGGGACCAGCCAGCGAUGUCCCCGAGAAGGCUACGCAUCAUCAAUACAAAGCGGCACUCAGUAAUAUGCGAGGUCACAUUUCCUUCUACCAUCUUGGCGGUCAAAAUGAAUAAAGCUCGACUUAUCGUGCUUCUUCAAGAUCAGAUAUACAUUUACGAUAUCAGCAAUAUGCGGCUGCUGCACACGAUUGAAACAGCCACAAACCUACGAGGGCUAAUUACAGUCUCUCCAUCACUGGACAGCAACUAUCUCGCGUAUCCUUCCCCUCCUAAAGUCAUCAAGUCUGAAAUCAAGGGCCACGCCACGACAAAUAACAUCAGUCUGACGUCCAAUGACUUGGCCACAUCAUCCAACCACGCUGGCCCUGGUGAUGCAUUGAUUUCCCAGGGAGGAUCAGCAGGCCCAGGAGGCCCAGGAGGCCAAGGAGGCCAAGGAGGCCAGGGAUCCCAUGGAGCUUCAGGAGCUCACGGAUCUCAUCUCUCACCCCCCGGAGACCCUGUCGCUGCGGGAAACUCCUCAUUGGAGGUCUUUGACGGCAAUGCGACCUCUUCAGGCAACAACCCGGGUAUAACCAAGGCUGCCAAUAGCAUUCUAAAGAAUGGAGAUGUAAUCCUGUUCAAUAUGCAGACCCUUCAACCAACGAUGGUGAUAGAAGCUCAUAAGGGAGAAAUUGCAGCCCUCACUUUGAGUAGAGAUGGAACGCUUCUGGCAACUGCAUCUGAAAAGGGCACUAUCGUGAGGGUCUUUUCUGUAGAAACAGGAUCUAAAGUUUAUCAGUUCAGAAGAGGAACGUACCCCACCAAAAUUUACUCCAUGUGCUUCAGCGACGACAAUCAAUUCUUGGCAGCCAGCUCGUCAAGCAAAACCGUCCACAUUUUCAAGCUCGGUAAAGCAGAGUACGUCACGACAAGCGCUGAUGCCCAAAACAAUAGUGAUUUAGAGGAUCAAGAGGCCGAGAAUUACUCCAUAGACGAGGCAGAGGAAGGAGAACCCGAGGAAACUGCAUCUCUAGGACAAAGCUCCUCAGCAAGCUAUGAUUCUUCGCAUCCCGAUGCGGCAGCAAAAGAGCCCGUGGUUGAUGCGUCUCGGAGGACUGUUGGAAGAAUGAUUCGAAAUUCCUCCCAAAAGCUCUCCAGAAAGGCGGCAAAGACGUUAGGUGCUUAUUUUCCAAUCAAAGUGACCUCCAUAUUGGAGCCAUCUCGACAUUUUGCCAGUUUGAAGCUCCCGAUUGAGAGUGGAGCUACAAUCAAAUCCAUCACAACAAUCGGCCAGCCUGUCGAUAUCGACACAGCUGAAUACCCCGAGCUAUUCGAAAACGGCCUAUGGGGGUCUGUGGCCAGCGAGAGUAGUUCAGGGAUGAUCAAAAUGAUUCCAAUCCGAGUGAUUUCGUCGGACGGCUACAUGUACAACUACGUUUUAGAUCCUGUACGCGGCGGUGACUGCUUGCUACUCAGUCAGUUUUCCUUACUGAUGGAUUGA